Pongo pygmaeus (Bornean orangutan) is the source of this 3553-nucleotide messenger RNA. It is a transcript of the gene ADGRE5, whose product is annotated as adhesion G protein-coupled receptor E5. NCBI's taxonomy places the organism in Eukaryota, Metazoa, Chordata, Mammalia, Primates, Hominidae. The record is from RefSeq and is a predicted model, not a curated record. Gene Ontology annotation, molecular function: G protein-coupled receptor activity; calcium ion binding. The transcript is spliced from 19 exons. Gene Ontology annotation, cellular component: plasma membrane. Bases 362 to 3490 code for a protein of 1042 amino acids. Gene Ontology annotation, biological process: adenylate cyclase-activating G protein-coupled receptor signaling pathway; cell surface receptor signaling pathway.
GUGGAAACUCCAGCAGAGGGUUUUUGAAAGCAGGUUGCACUUCAUUCUUGCUGAGCGAGUGCACAUGUCUGUGUGUGUGUGCGUGUGUGUGUGCGUGUGUGUGCGCGCGUGUGUGUGUGUGUGUGUGUGUGUGUGUGUGUGUAUGCAGCGCCCCUGGGUCUGUGUUUUUAUUGCACUUUCCUGCUCGCUUCCAGCCGCACCGCCAGUUCCGGGGAGGGCCCUGGGCCAGCGGCUGUCCGUCCCCCCUCCUUCAUAAAGUCCUGGCCUCGGGACAGCCCGCACAGCUGCCCAGCCUGUGGAGACGGGACAGCUCCUGUCCCACUCACUCUUUCCCCUGCCGCUCCUGCCGGCAGCUCGAACCAUGGGAGGCCUCGUCUUUCUCGCAUUCUGUGUCUGGCUGACGCUGUCGGGAGCUGAAACCCAGGACUCCAGGGGCUGUGCCCGGUGGUGCCCUCAGAACUCCUCGUGUGUCAAUGCCACCGCCUGUCGCUGCAAUCCAGGGUUCAGCUCUUUUUCUGAGAUCAUCACCACCCCCACGGAGACUUGUGACGACAUCAACGAGUGUGCAACACCGUCGAAAGUGUCAUGCGGAAAAUUCUCGGACUGCUGGAACACAGAGGGGAGCUACUACUGCAUGUGCAGCCCGGGAUAUGAGCUUGUUUCUGGGGCAAAAACAUUCACGAAUGAGAGCGAGAACACGUGUCAAGAUGUGGACGAAUGUCAGCGGAACCCAAAGCUCUGUAAAAGCUACGGCACCUGUGUCAACACUCUCGGCAGCUACACGUGCCAGUGCCUGCCUGGCUUCAAGUUCCAACCUGAGGACCCGAAGCUCUGCACAGAUGUGAAUGAAUGCACCUCCGGACAAAACCCGUGCCACAGCACCACCCACUGCCUCAACAACGUGGGCAGCUAUCAGUGCCGCUGCCGUCCGGGCUGGCAACCGAUUCCGGGGUCCCCCAAUGGCCCAAACAAUACCGUCUGCGAAGAUGUGGACGAGUGCAGCUCCGGGCAGCAUCAGUGUGACAGCUCCACCGUCUGCUUCAACACCGUGGGUUCGUACAGCUGCCGCUGCCGCCCAGGCUGGAAGCCCAAACAUGGAAUCCCGAAUAACCAAAAGGACACUGUCUGUGAUGAUAUGACUUUCUCCACCUGGACCCUGCCCCCUGGAGUCCACAGCCAGACGCUUUCCCGAUUCUUCGACAAAGUCCAGGACCUGGGCAGAGACUCCAAGACAAGCUCAGCUGAGGUCACCAUCCAGAAUGUCAUCAAAUUGGUGGACGAACUGAUGGAAGCUCCUGGAGACAUAGAGGCCCUGGCGCCACCUGUCCGGCACCUCAUAGCCACCCAGCUGCUCUCAAACCUUGAAGAUAUCAUGAGGAUCCUGGCCAAGAGCCUGCCUAAAGGCCCCUUCACCUACGUUUCCCCUUCGAACACAGAGCUGACCCUGAUGAUCCAGGAGCAGGGGGACAAGAACGUCACUCUGGGUCAGAGCAACGCACGCAUGAAGCUGAAUUGGGCUGUGGCAGCUGGAGCCGAGGAGCAAGGCCUCGCCGUGGCGGGCAUCCUCUCCAUCCGGAACAUGACAACAUUGCUGGCCAACGCCUCCUUGACCCUGCAUUCCAAGAAGCAAGCCGAACUGGAGGAGAUAUAUGAAAGCAACAUCCGCAGUGUCCAAUUCAGACGCCUCUCGGCCGUCAACUCCGUCUUUCUGAGCCACAACAACACCAAGGAACUCAACUCCCCCAUCCUUUUCGCCUUCUCCCACCUUGAGUCCUCCGGUGGGGAAGCGGGAAGAGACCCUCCUGCCAAGGACGUGAUGCCUGGGCCACGGCAGGAGCUGCUCUGUGCCUUCUGGAAGAGUGACAGCGACAGGGGAGGGCACUGGGCCACCGAGGGCUGCCAGGUGCUGGGCAGCAAGAACGGCAGCACCACCUGCCAAUGCAGCCACCUGAGCAGCUUUGCGAUCCUUAUGGCUCAUUAUGACGUGGAGGACUGGAAGCUGACCCUGAUCACCAGGGUGGGACUGGCGCUGUCACUCUUCUGCCUGCUGCUGUGCAUCCUCACUUUCCUGCUGGUGCGGCCCAUCCAGGGCUCGCGCACCACCAUACACCUGCACCUCUGCAUCUGCCUCUUCGUGGGCUCCGCCAUCUUCCUGGCCGGCAUCCAGAACGAAGGAGGCCAGGUGGGGCUGCGCUGCCGCCUGGUGGCCGGGCUGCUGCACUACUGUUUCCUGGCUGCCUUCUGCUGGAUGAGCCUCGAAGGCCUGGAGCUCUACUUUCUUGUGGUGCGCGUGUUCCAAGGCCAGGGCCUGAGUACGCGCUGGCUCUGCCUGAUCGGCUAUGGCGUGCCCCUGCUCAUCGUGGGCGUCUCGGCUGCCGUCUACAGCAAGGGCUACGGCCGCCCCAGAUACUGCUGGUUGGACUUUGAGCAGGGCUUCCUCUGGAGCUUCCUGGGACCUGUGACCUUCAUCAUUUUGUGCAAUGCUGUCAUUUUCGUGACUACCGUCUGGAAGCUCACUCAGAAGUUUUCUGAAAUCAAUCCAGACAUGAAGAAAUUAAAGAAGGCGAGGGCGCUGACCAUCACGGCCAUCGCGCAGCUCUUCCUGUUGGGCUGCACCUGGGUCUUUGGCCUGUUCAUCUUCGACGAUCGGAGCUUGGUGCUGACCUAUGUGUUUACCAUCCUCAACUGCCUGCAGGGCGCCUUCCUCUACCUGCUGCACUGCCUGCUCAACAAGAAGGUUCGGGAAGAAUACCGGAAGUGGGCCUGCCUAGUUGCCAGGGGGAGCAAGUACUCAGAAUUCACCUCCACCACGUCUGGCACUGGCCACAAUCAGACCCGGGUAAGGGGCUGCGCCUGGGGCGGGUGUGGGCAGGAAGGCACCAGGGCUAGCGGGGCUCAGGCCUCUGGGCUCUCCUCUCCAGGCCCUCAGGGCGUCAGAGUCCGGCAUAUGAAGGCGCAUCGUUCUGGACGGUCCAGCAGCUCCUGUGACCACAGCAGCUUUGUACACGAAGACCAUCCAUCCUCCCUUCGUCCACCGCUCUGCUCCCUCCACCCUCCCUCCGAGCCCCACGUGUGCCACCAGGAGGGAGUGGCAGUGAGUGGCAGCUAUAGUCUGGCACCAAAGUCCAGGACACCCAGUGGGGUGGAGUUGGAGCCACUGGUCCUGCUGCUGGCUGCCUCUCUGCUCCACCUUGUGACCCAGGGUGGGGACAGGGGCUGGCCCAGGGCUGCAGCAUGUUGCCCUGGCACCUGUGGCCAGUACUCAGGACAGACUGAGGGCUCUUGUCCCGUCCUGGACUUUUCCUCUCAUGUCUUUGCUGCAGAACUGAAGAGACUAGGCGCUGGGGCUCAGCUUCCCUCUAAGCUAAGACUGAUGUCAGAGGCCCCACGGCGAGGCCCCUUGGGGCCACUGCCUGAGGCUCACGGUACAGAGGCCUGCCCUGCCUGGCAGGAGGUUCUCACUGUUGUGAAGGUUGUGGACAUUGUGUAAUGUGUUUUUAUCUGUUCAAACUUUUCAGUGUUGACACUUAAAAUUAAACACACGCAUACAGAA